This is a messenger RNA of Adineta ricciae, 2241 nucleotides long. Lineage: Eukaryota; Metazoa; Rotifera; Eurotatoria; Adinetida; Adinetidae. The record is from the annotation of a GenBank genome assembly.
AUGGAUGCCCUGAACCUUCGUCUUGCCGAAGAGAAAAACUUCCAUAGUGAAAUCCUCUUAUUUUCAUUCAAUCCAGAGCACGAUAUCAUUGUUGUUUGCUCUGCAAAUGGUGAUGUCAUCGCUUAUCAAGCAUAUAUUCGUAAAGUUUGGGCACUCGGUACUCGAAAUCAACGUAAAAAACCAGUCGGUCUUGCCUGGAGACCCGAUGGACAAGUUCUCGCUGUGACAUUUUCCAAUCGUUCACUUGUAUUAGCGUCAGUUCAAGAUGGACAUACUCUCUCAUCGGAAACAUUACCAUUCGAAAUCCGUGCUUGUAAUUGGGUUGAACGUAUAACAGGACAGAAGGAUGAGAAUGUUCAUACGGAAUUUGAAACAGCACCUAUUGACGAUUAUCUUCCAGUUCUUGUUGAUCUACCGUCGAGCAAUCGAACAAGAAAACAUGUUGUCGAUCCACCCGAUGAUCUCUUCGCAUUAGAUAAACAAACUAAACUAAAUAUUUUAAUUUUAGUUGGUUCAAAUGAUGUUCUACUUCGUGCGUUCGGUCUCUGGCCACUACUCAUCAUUAAUCGAACGUCGCUACCAACUGAUCAAACCAUUCUCUCUGUAACGAUGUCAUCUUCACUCGAUACUCUCUGUUUGUUAACAAAAUCUGAUACAUCAAUGAAUUAUUCUCUCUCGGAAAGUACAUCAUUCUUAUCCGAUUGUCAUAACGAUUACGUUCACUUAACGCGUUCACUGUGUCGAAUAAAAAGUUUGAUUCUGUUCAAUGAUAAAAUCUUUACAACAUUAACUGAAUUGACAACGAAAUGUUUCGCUGACUUUCAAACACGUGUCAACACAUUCUGUCAAACAAUGCGACAACAGGAAACCAAACAGUGGACAUUCCAAUGCGAGUUAAUGUCAUUACUGGCCACAGGAAAUUGUUCGGAGCCAAUGCAACAGAAUUUCUUCGGCAAUAUUUUCGAUUACGGCUAUGCGAAGAAGUUAGUCGCAGCUUUCGAAGAGACAAGAGCCAAAUCGAAAGAACUAAUUAUCAUGUUCGGAAGAACGAUCGAACACAUUUUUGGAUAUUUAUUGGAAACUAAAGGAUUACAACAAUGGUAUGGAAAAUUCGAUCAACUCGAAUUCGAUCCAACGAUUCUUCAGUCUUGUCUAUCCGAUGCUGGAAGUCUUCUCUUGAAAAUCAACGAAUAUACAGAUUUUAUUCACGAAAUGUCAGAUAUGUAUUCUUUCUUUUUACGAUGGCUUGGUUUCGUUGCACAUCAAUUGCACACAUCGAAGCAUAACACAAGCACUCAUCACGAUGAACAAAUUGAAUGUACAGAAGCAGACUGGGAUCACUUGAUCGAAUUUAUCGAUUCGUACUGUUCAUUCGAUGAACCUGUACUCGAUAUAUUCUCGAUGUACCUCAAAUCGGAAAACUUACCGGAAACACUUAUUCGUGAUUCCACUUACAGGAAAUUGCUCGAUCAUUCAAAUAACAAUAAGCAAACAUUCUUUUCACCUAAAUCUCAACGAUCACUAUUGGGUGCUUAUCAAGAUUUGAAACAAUCGAUGGCAAAAGCAUUUGAAAUUCGUUCGCAAAACUCUGCUUCUCAAACGAACAAAUCAUUACCAUUACUUGCUUCAAUACCACUUGAUCAACAAUCAUCAUCAGCUGUUGAAUUCGAUUACCGUCGAGGUCAACAAGCGAUCAGCUACAUUCUUCAGCAAAAUCCUCUACAGUUCCAUUUAAUUAUUUAUACAUCAACUCAUAAACAAUGCCUUGUCCGACUGAUCGAUCUUCAGAAUAUUCUUGGUCCCCAUCGCUCCAUUGCUAGUUUCAAAUUUUAUGAUGAUGACAAACUAGCCGUUGUGUGUAGCAAUACAGCUGAUCUGAAUAGUGCGAAUACUACUGAAACAACUAUCUUUAAUAAAAACCACCAAUCAAAUUUUAUGAUCGUUAGCAUAAAAUCAUCGAUUGAUAGUCAAACAAUUGAUUUUAUCGGAAAUAAUACAAAUAUUAUCCUCUCGUAUCCGUUGAAAGAUGUUCCAUCAAAAUUAACUGUCGAUGGUAGACGCAAUCUAAUUGCCGUGUGGUCAAAAAAUCGCAAGCUAACUACGUUUAUCUACACGCCAUCAGAUGAUCUGAGUCAAGGUUCUUCGGUCUCGCAAAUUCCUGUUCGAAUGGACGAUGAAAGUACACUGGUUCAGUCAGGCUCAAUCACAACGAUGAUCUCAUCUCAAGAAAGUCUACGAUAG